AUGAAGGGUCAUAUAGUGCUAGUACUUUUAGUAGCCAUAACACAAGUGCAAAUUUCGAUAUUAGUACGUCCAUCAUGGAUGACAAAGAACGUUUUAAUUGUUAUCGGAGUUAUAGCGGGCUUAGUGGCUAUCCUAGUCAUUGUUAUAUCAAUAGCAGUCAUCUUCGGUAAAGCUGGUUCAACAACAUUAUCUACGUAUACAUGGUACCAUGUUGCUUUUGUCUAUAACUACCAAACUUCUCAACAAAUUAUUUACCUUGACGGUGUUCAAGAUGCAAUCCGUUCGGGAGUAACAACGCCUUAUCUCGGAACUAAUGGGUCAAUGUAUUUUGGCUAUUCACAACUUUUGGGAUCGAGUAAUUACUAUGGUUUCAUUGAUAAUGCACAAUUAACAACUAGAGCUAAAAGUUCAACAGAAAUAUUGAACGAUGCAACCCAAGUAUUCUAUUAUUCGUUUGAUCAACCAAAUCCCUACUAUGAUAAUGGUCCAAAUCGUUUAAAUGCCACAGCUACAAGCAAUCUGGCAUCUGCAAGUGGACAUUUGGGACAAGCCGUUCGGUUCACAAGCACUUCAAUAAGUCGUUUACGUUUGCGGUAUGGUACUCAAGGAUAUCCAAUGCUUGGUCUGUCGUACAGUGGACAGAUUGCUGCUCAAUUGCAGCAAUCAUCUCCAGUGAACGUGUGGAUGACUAUAUUUGGUCCUUUUAUAUCUGUUAAUACUUGGACGCAUUUGGCGUGCACAUUUAGCGUAACAAAUGGUUUUAUUUUAUAUGUGAAUGGUGCAUCACUAUAUGCAAUAACAGGUAUUGCCACAUACUAUUUUAACUACAAUCUCCAAACUAUUCAACUAGGAACUAGUAAUGGUGGUGGUUAUAUUCCAAGCAAUGGCUUCCAAGGAUCACUGGAUGAAUUAUAUGCUUAUAGGCGCGAAUUAAGUGCUACAGAAAUAUUAGCAUUAGCUAGUGUAUAA
Molecule: messenger RNA, 969 nt
Organism: Didymodactylos carnosus
Lineage: Eukaryota; Metazoa; Rotifera; Eurotatoria; Philodinida; Philodinidae
Source: the annotation of a GenBank genome assembly